CGGAACGCCGUUUCGUCUUGGGAAGUUGGACCUCAUCGUCGUCACCCGUCCAACCCGCUUAACACUCCCACCAUCGCCCGUUUCGUCGUCUGACGGCCUACCCUGCAAACGUGGAGCUCUCCUGCUAAGCCUGUCUUCCCCUUCAAAACAUAUAGCGCACAUCCAUAAUGUCGGGCCUUCCCGCGGUCGUGAUCGACAAUGGAACCGGGUACACCAAAAUGGGCUACGCCGGUAACAACGAUCCUCAGUUCAUCAUCCCCACCGCCUUGGCGUUCCGUGACGGCCAGCAGACCAGCAGCAACGUCUCGGCGAAACGCGGCAUUGAAGACUUGGACUAUUUCAUCGGCGACGAAGCCCUCGCAAACUCAAAGACAUACGGAAUAUCCUACCCCAUCAGGCAUGGGACUGUUGAUAACUGGGAUCACAUGGAGAAAUAUCACCAGGCUUCCCUGUUCCAUAAACUCCGGUGCGAGCCAGAGGAACACCACUUUCUGCUGACCGAACCACCGUUGAACCCUCCCGAGAACCGAGAAUACACCGCCGAAAUCUUUUUCGAAUCUUUUGGCGCAAAAGGCCUGUACAUCGCGGUGCAAGCCGUACUCGCUCUGGCCGCCAGUUGGACAAGUGGGAAGGGAGAAACGACUUUGACGGGAACGGUCAUCGACAGUGGUGACGGUGUCACGCACGUCAUUCCAGUUGCCGAAGGCUACGUCAUCGGCUCCUCCAUCAAGCACAUCCCCAUCGCCGGUCGCGACAUUACACAAUUCGUCCAGCAGCUCCUCCGUGAGCGCGAAAACAGCAUACCGCCCGAAGACUCCCUGGAAGUUGCCAAGCGGAUCAAGGAGAUGUACUCCUACGUCUGCCCGGACAUCGUGAAGGAGUUCCAGAAAUACGAGGCGGAGGGUGACAAGUACUUCAAGCGACACGAGUUCAUUCACAGUGUCACCAAGAAGCCGUAUACAGUGGACGUAGGCUUCGAGCGUUUCCUCGGGCCCGAGAUCUUCUUCAACCCCGAGAUCGCCAGCCCAGAUUUCUUGACCCCACUCCCUGACGUCGUCGACCAAGUCAUCCAAAGCUGCCCCAUCGACACAAGGCGAGGAUUAUAUAAGAACAUCGUCCUCUCCGGCGGCUCCACGAUGUACAAAUCCUUCGCUAAGCGUCUCGAGCGCGACAUCAACAAGGUCGUCGAGUCGCGAUUACGGCACUACGAGUCCGUCUCGCAGGCCAAGCUGGCCCGCGACCAGCAUAUCCAGGCGCGCAAUAUCGAGGUCAAUGUCGUCAGUCAUAAGAAGCAGAGAUAUGCGGUGUGGUUCGGGGGGAGCUUGUUGGCUGAUACGGCAGAGUUCCACACAUACUGCCACACGAAAGCGCAAUACGAAGAGCACGGCCCCAGCAUUGCGCGUUUCAACAAGGUGUUUGCGUCUAUUAUGUAGUACCGACCAUAAAAAAAACUUCUCGCCACAUAUAUACCUCCUGUACUUUGCCCCGCCCUGUGUCUCAACCUCCCUCACUUGGUAUCUGAACUUGCGCGUCGUUUUGUGGGGUCUUUUCCUUGGUUUGUUUACAGGUUUCUGGAGGUUUGGUUUGCGGAGGGAAGAAGCCCGAAGGUGGGUGACGAGAUGAUUGGCAAGGUUUUUUCC
This is a messenger RNA of Fimicolochytrium jonesii, 1640 nucleotides long. RefSeq names its product actin family. Gene Ontology annotation, cellular component: actin cortical patch; Arp2/3 protein complex. Lineage: Eukaryota; Fungi; Chytridiomycota; Chytridiomycetes; Spizellomycetales; Powellomycetaceae. The coding region runs from base 168 to 1433 and encodes 421 amino acids. Gene Ontology annotation, biological process: Arp2/3 complex-mediated actin nucleation. Gene Ontology annotation, molecular function: actin filament binding. The record is from RefSeq and is a predicted model, not a curated record. The transcript has 7 exons.